UCCGAGAGUACCCAGUCCCGCAGUCGCUUCUGCCGCCGGUCACAGCCGAAUCUCGCCCUCCGCGUUCGGGCGUCCGUUCAGCGCCCGCCACUCAGUCUCACUCGCGCCGGCCACCUCUGCUCCACCGGGUUCCUCCCGGCUGCCCGUCGUCGUCGCCGCCUGUCAACACCGGACGCCCCCGCCGUCGCCGCCGCCACCACCACCACGACGUCGCUCGCCGCCGCCGCCGCCGCCACCCCCCGCCGUACGGCCUACGCCGUGACUCUCUCCCGUCGCGCUCGCCGCCUGAGCAGCGUCGCCUCGCUGAGCUAA
Messenger RNA from Fonticula alba, 312 nucleotides. RefSeq lists its product as hypothetical. The record is from RefSeq and is a predicted model, not a curated record. The annotation marks the transcript as partial. The transcript has a single exon. Lineage: Eukaryota; Rotosphaerida; Fonticulaceae.